Molecule: messenger RNA, 814 nt
Organism: Orbicella faveolata
Lineage: Eukaryota; Metazoa; Cnidaria; Anthozoa; Scleractinia; Merulinidae
Source: RefSeq, a predicted model, not a curated record
CGACACGUCUACAAAAGGGCGGGGCGUUAUUGACCUUUACAGAAGCUCCAGUAUUACGUUACAUCACGCUCUCUCUUUAGACACGAAAGACAAGUCCAAAACAUGGGUGCAACUUGUUCAAAAUGCUGCCUGUGUUACUGCCUCAAAUUGUGCGAAUGCGGUGAGAAAUUUCGUUGCGGCCAUCCGUGCUGUAUACAGUACUGCGAGCCUUGUUGCCACUGCGGUGACUGUUGUGAUAUCGAAGAUAAUUUUCCGUUUGUGGAAGAGAACGAAGCUUCGAGAGACGGCGAGGAUGCUUUUGUUUAUCCAAGCGGUGAUAGGUACAUCGGUACAUGGCAUAACAACAAAAAACAUGGAUAUGGAGAACUUGUACGCAAGGAUGGAACCAGAUUAAAGGGAUAUUUUGUUGAAGAUCAAUUUGUUGGUGAGACGCCUCUGGCCAAUUUGGCUGCCGCUGAGGCGUCAAGUGAAGAAGAUCAAUCAAGCAAGCCUACAAAACAAACAGAACCGACUAUCUCUUACCGUAAACUUCCACCGGGAAAGUCGCCAGAUGACAAGGAGGAACUUCUUUUGGACACGUGAUUCAGAAGCGCACGUGACUUAGUCACGUGGCUUGGCUUAGCCGCUAUGUGGGCACACACGAUCGAACCUUGCGUGACCUUUUUUUCGAUAAUAUAUUUUUUUAUAAGAAUAUUGAAUCUGCGAUUCACGAAUGCAAGGCCGAGAUUAAGUUCAAAAGAUUAAAAAACCGUACAUUUGCAUUUUGAUAGAAAUAAAACAUGAUAAAAUAACACAGUGUUUUUAAAAGAAUUAA